UUAUUUUAAUCGUAUAAAAUUAAUAAUAAAAAUGAAGGUCCCGGUGUGGUUCACCACGGAACUUUUUCAGAACGCCCUUAGGACAUUCCUCCAAGAUGCGAACGUUCGGCUGCUGAAUUUAUCGACGAAAGAUGCGAUUCCCGCUGGGGAAAAUUACACCAGUGACCUCUUUAGGACCUCGAUCACUUAUUCAAGCACCGACGGAAAACCAAAGAUAAUAUCGGUGAUUGUAAAAUGUGGAAACGAAGACGGCGGGGUUAAGGAGGAUUUGGCCAAAAAGCUGAAUCUGUUUGAAAAGGAGGCCGAGAUGUUUAGCAGAACGUUUCCCGCCAUGUAUGAGAUCUUAGGUGAUUUUUACACAUUAUCAUCGAAAUGCCUCUACACCUCUCUCACUCCUCACUCGAUAAUAAUCCUGGAGGAUUUGACCACUUUGGGAUUCGACGUGUUGCCACGUCACAUCGGGUUCGACUUGGAGCAUUGUUUCCUGGUGGUGGAGAAAAUGGCCCAGAUGCAUGCCGCUUCUGUUAUCAUGUACGAAAAUGAUCCUUCUAAAGUGAAGUUGUACAAUGAGGGACUGUACGGGAACAAUCCGCUCACGAGGGAUUGGGUGGCGGCGGGUUAUAAAGGGCUGAUUGAUGCUUGUUCCAGGUGGCCCGGUUUUGAAAAGUAUGGAUACAAGUUGCAAGCGUUGGGCGACGAGGCCCUCGAACGGGGAUUCCAGGCGCAAAAGCGGAAAUUGGGGGGUUUUAAUGUGCUGAACCACGGCGACCUUUGGGUUAACAACAUGAUGUUCUCUUAUCAUCCCGAUGGGAAGUUGCUCGACAUGCGAUUUAUCGACUUCCAAAUGAACAUCUUCACGAGUCCGGCCAUCGAUCUACACUACUUCAUAGCCACCAGUACGAAAAUCCAAGUGAAAGUUGACCAUAUAGAAAUCAUUCUGGAUCAUUACUAUGCCCAAUUGAUCGCCAAUUUGGCAAAAAUGCAGUAUUCCUUGGAACGGGUGCCUACCAGGGAACAAUUUAAGAACGAUUAUAAUCAUAGGGCUUUUUAUGGUUUAAUGGGUGCGGCUACGGUGUUGGCCUUUGUGAAAGCAGAAGAGGGAAGAGUGGACGCCUCCUUUGAAAACAUCAUAAAGGACGAAAGUAAGGAGGGAUUCAGGUAUCACGCGUACAACAACGAGAGGUACCGAAAACAUAUGGAGCAUCUGUUACCUUACUAUGACACUUUCGGGAUAUUGGAUUAGAUUAAUGGGGUUAAAAUGAAUAAACAAAAACAAAGAGCAAAA
This is a messenger RNA of Anthonomus grandis grandis, 1285 nucleotides long. RefSeq lists its product as uncharacterized. Lineage: Eukaryota; Metazoa; Arthropoda; Insecta; Coleoptera; Curculionidae. Bases 32 to 1243 code for a protein of 403 amino acids. The transcript has 7 exons. The record is from RefSeq and is a predicted model, not a curated record.